Molecule: messenger RNA, 4943 nt
Organism: Cylas formicarius (sweet potato weevil)
Lineage: Eukaryota; Metazoa; Arthropoda; Insecta; Coleoptera; Brentidae
Gene: Meltrin
Product: disintegrin and metalloproteinase domain-containing protein 12
Exons: 14
Coding region: 160-4683 (1507 amino acids)
Biological process (GO): membrane protein ectodomain proteolysis
Molecular function (GO): metalloendopeptidase activity
Source: RefSeq, a predicted model, not a curated record
ACCUCCAAUUUAUGAGUAAAGGGACGACUGUGGAAUAGGAACAACAAACAAAAGCAAAACAGAAUAGUCGACCGUAAGCGAGCUGCACUGUGAUCGUUCUGGUCGAACUUUUUCUAUACAUUGUGGUUGUGCAGCAUGAAUUCGGUUGUUUCGUGAAAUAUGGCAAACAUUUUGACUCGUGUUUGGAUGGUGAUAUUUAUGUUACAAGGUGCUUAUAAUGAGGAUAAUUUUCCAACACAGCAAAGAACUGAACAACAUCCUGCCGUAGAUUUUAACCACCAUACACUUGUUAAGCCGAAAAUAUACCAUGGAAGAGAGAAGAGGCAGGUGUCGACGACUGAAGAGAAGGGAGGUGCGCAUGCGAAUUAUGUGCAAAUUACGAUGGAAGUUGACGGACAAGAGAUGAUUUUGGAUUUGACAUUAAACAAGCAACUUAUCCCCAAAGGCUUUUUCCAGAAACAUCAAGAAAAGGGAAAGUACAAAGUGCGUAGGCCGUCUAUUGAGGAAGUAGAUAUCUGCCAUUACAAUGGAAAAGUCAGAGGGAAGCAGAAUUCUUGGGUAGCAUUAUCCACCUGCGAUGGUUUGUCCGGAGUGAUCUUUGAUGGCAUCGAGAUGCGUUACAUAGAACGAAAUAGCAAAAAUUUAGGUUUAAGCGUAGAAGAUGCGCAUUUUUUAUACAAGCAUUCUGAUUUGAAAGAACACAACAAAACAUGUGGCUAUUCUGGUGAUGCAAGUGAUCCGCGCUACAAACAUGCUGCCACUGAUAAUAAAUUCUUAAGGUAUAAACGAGCGACUGAAAAUAGUGAACUGAUACGAGGUCCUUACAAUGCCAACAAGGAGUCCAAAUACGUCGAAUUGAUAUUAGUUGUAGAUAAUAGAGAAUUUAAGGAGUUGGGGGAGAACAAAAGAAAGGUUCUAAAUCAUUGCAAGAACAUUGCCAACAUUAUUAACGCGCUUUACUCGCCUUUGAAUAUUUUUAUCGCUCUAGUGGGAGUAGUUAUAUGGAGUGAACAUGACGAAAUUACAUUUUCGACAAAUGGCGACACCACGCUCACAAACUUUUUGCAUUAUAGAAGAGAAAAACUAGUUCCGGAACACCCCAACGAUAAUGCUCAAUUACUGUCCAAAUUUAAUUUCGAUCACGGGGUUGUCGGUAAGGCUUUGAAGGGGCCGAUCUGUACUUAUGAAUAUUCAGGUGGAGUCAACACUGAUCAUUCCCACGUAGUUGGUCUAGUUGCAACUACUAUUGCUCAUGAAAUGGGACACAAUUUUGGUAUGGAGCACGACACUACCGAGUGCAAAUGUCCAGACGAACGGUGUAUCAUGGCACCCAGCAGCUCAACCAUUGCUCCUACCCAUUGGUCAUCUUGUAGUUUGAACUAUUUGCUGUUGGCGUUUACGCAUGGUAUGGACUAUUGCUUGAAAAACAAGCCCGAGUUUUUAUUUGACAGUCCGGUGUGCGGCAAUGGAUUUGUUGAACCCGGGGAACAGUGCGAUUGUGGACUGCCCGAACAUUGUGAUAAUACAUGUUGUAAUGCUACAACGUGCAUGUUGCACAGUAAUGCCAGCUGUGCGACUGGCGAAUGCUGUGAUUUAACUACCUGUAGGCCAAAGAAUGCAGGCACAUUAUGUAGAUCUGCCGAUUAUGAAUGUGAUUUACCAGAAUAUUGCACAGGUCAAUCGGAAUACUGUCCCGCUGACAUUUACAAAAUGGAUACUGAAGUUUGCGACGAUGGUCGAGCUUUUUGCUAUCGCGGAUUUUGCCGCACAAGAACUGACCAAUGUAAGUUACUAUGGGGCGAGACCGGCAAGUCGAGCGAUGAUUUAUGUUACGAAAUGAACAUGAAAGGCGAUCGAUAUGGCAAUUGUGGGUACAACAAAUUCAACCAGUCCUAUUUCAAAUGUGACCAAGAGAGUGCAUUGUGUGGAAUGUUGCAUUGUAAACAUUUAAAUGAAAGGUUAGAAUUUGGAAUGGAAUCUGUAUCAAUUUUGUCACAUAGAUUUAUUAACAAAAAAGGAUCAAUCAUUCCUUGCAGAACUGCCAUUGUAGAUUUAGGUACAAAUCAAAUUGAUCCCGGUUUAACUCCAGAUGGUGCCAAAUGUGGUGAAGGAAAGAUGUGUGUAAAUCAAAAAUGCAUGCCUGUCUUGAGCCUUCGAAAGCAAACACUAUCUUGUGAAAAAGAUUGCAAUGGUAAUGGAUGGUGUAACAACAAAGGUCACUGUCAUUGCAAGGAAGGCUUUGCUCCGCCCUUUUGUGAAUAUCCUGGCCUCGGCGGGUCGGAAGAUAGUGGACCAACUGCUGAUCCAAAUGCUCGACAAGGGGUAGUUAAAGCGAUGUUCAUCUUAUUCCUCGGAGUAAUACCUACAUUAGCUCUACUCGCAUUUUUGUCCUACUAUGCCAAAUAUAAUUUGAAACUCGGCAGGAAGUUAUCACAACCGGCAACGUCAAAAUCUCCAUCCAAAUCGAGAGGCUCAUCGUUUCCAAGUGAAACCGCCAAAAGAACAGAGGACAACCAUUCACUUCUUCAUGGCGACAAUGCUCCUGCUUCAGGCUUUAACAACGACUUUUUUGGAAAUUUCAAAGGUUUUAGUCUCACUUCAGCAAAGAAUAAACCAUCCGAACCUGCGAGAAGUGCACCGCUGCCUCCUAUAGUCACAACAUCGAGUUGGUCAUCAAUAAAGAGCACCACGAAUUAUACAAAACCCUGUCCACCAAUACCAACUGCCACUGUGAAAUCUCCUAAAUUGAGUCUUUUUGAUAAACCAGUACAAAAAAUUAAUUUAAUCAGAAAUAGCUCACUUCUACAUAGCAAUCAGAGCUCUGAAUCUGCAUCUUCAAACUUACCUACAUUACCGCCACCCAACCCAGGUAGUACUGCAAGACCAAUCAUCUCCUCUCCUGUUCUGGAAAGUUCGACUUCUAACGCCAAGGAGUUGCUAUCGCCAUUGAAGAAUGCAGCUAAAGUGCCUGUGAGACCAGCUCCUGAUGCACCAAAGACAGAAAACUCAAGGCCACUGUCCUCGCCGGACGGUAUGAGUCAUACUGUUUUGCAUGUAGAUGUGAAACCGGAUUCAUCCAGGAAAAUGCCUAAAGAUAAAGAACACACUAGCGCGGGACCAUUAACUAGAAUAACAUCAUUUUUGAGAUCAGUGGACAAGAAACCUUUGAUGCACUCAAAUUCAUUACCGAAAGCGCAUCAAGUGAAGGCUUCGAAGAUUUUGGACAAAGAGACUUUGAGAAAUCUGCAAAUUUCGGACCCCGUACCGCAAACGAAAAUCGAUAUACCCGCAACGAGUUUGCCCGUAGACGCGGCCGCUAAAAAAGCGGUUAUUAUGAGAGCCCAGAGUAUGAGAGUAACUACACCAACGCAAAGACCAAAUAUACAGACCUUUGGAUCUAUGAGACAAGCGGCAGGAUUCAAGAGGCCCCUUAGUAUUCCAUCGGGAGUAAGGCCAAAAAGUCCUCCACCGCCUAGACCACCUUUACAGAUAUCAGAAAUGAACGUGUCCAAGGGAGAUGACGAGUUUAGCAGUAAUCAAUAUGACGACUGUUUGAAUGAAGCGGUUUCAUUAAGUAAAGAGAGCAGUCCGACUAGUUCGGAUAAUAUAUACGCGGUAAUUGAAGAAUCGCCCGUUCCUGCUCAAUCGGUCGUUGUUAAAAACACUUCCCAGCUGAAUGAUAGUGGUUUGGGUUUGCUGGGAGAAAUUGUUUCCGAAAUUCAAAAUAGGAAUUUUGAUUCUAUUUAUUCCACCUCUACUUUGAAUAGAAAAAAGAAGGAAGCCGAAGAAAAGAAAGGUUGUUUAUUAUCGCCCGAUUCUUCGGACACCUAUGUUAACACCUCUUCAAUUUACAAAGUCUCGGAAAGCGAGUACAGCAACAUGAGUAAUUUGAAAUCUAGUGGCAGUUCAACUUCAAGUGGUUACAUUCAUCCAUCCGCUGUUAAUGUACCUCUACAACAGUCGACAGGCUCAAAUGCUGAAGAAAAACCAUCAAAACCAAUUUUAGGUACUUUUAAAUCAGAUUCAACAAAGUCAUUUUCCUCAACUUUCAAAAGGCCUCCCGGUCCUUUAGCCGCCAUACAUAAUGUGAAGAAGGUUAGUGAUACAAAUAGUGAUAACACUUUUGAUAAGAGUAAAGUGGUGGAUUCAAAAAAAUCAAAAACCUCUGCUACAAGCAAAAAUACUUCAACAACUUCCAACAAAACGGCCCCUAAAAAUGCCGUGAAUCGGCAAGUGACACCGCCUAACUUACGGACAAGGAAGCCUUCGCCAAGUAGGCCUCCUUCUCAGAUAUCGUUAAAAUCAAACAGGUCAGUAACCAACAGUCCUGACCUCGUUACCAGUUGCAAUACAAAUUCUGGUUCCAAGGAGCCAGAUGUGUUAAAUGGUGGAUCUACUACCAAAAAACCUUCUCUACCUGCCUCAAAACCCGUUGUAAAUACUCAAACCAAACCAAAUUUAAAAAACUGCAACUUAAGGUCUGUAUCUUUUAAGUCACAUCAAGACAAAAAGGUCGAGGCAAAACUUCCAACAGCAACAAAAUUAAACAAAGCGAACUCCGAUGCAGGAAAAACUACUUCCGUCGGGGUAAAAAACGCAGCUAAACAAAACUCAAAUGUGGCUUCGUUGCAGCAAAAAUUUGAAGAAAAGAACGUGAAGCAAACCCCCAAGAUAAAUGUAUGAAAUAAUUUUUUUAGGUUCUAAGUAUUUAUUAUUAAAGACUGUUAAGUUAAUAUGACUGCAUUAGUUGCAGGAUGCAACAUUUAUCUCAUACUUUCGUUGUGCACUAGUCUUUACACAUUUUUGUGUUUCAUCUUCGACCUUCAAAUUAUAUUUUUUUAUGUUGAGAGACAAUCACUUUGUAAUUUAAAAUCUUUAGCAAUAAGUAUUUUGUUAAAUUUUUUGUACAUAUACCAAAGAUUAUAAUUAUAUAUUAUAAAAGA